This is a messenger RNA of Ophidiomyces ophidiicola, 4077 nucleotides long. It is a transcript of the gene DRS2, whose product is annotated as aminophospholipid translocase. Gene Ontology annotation, cellular component: plasma membrane. Gene Ontology annotation, biological process: post-Golgi vesicle-mediated transport; phospholipid translocation; endocytic recycling. The transcript is spliced from 3 exons. Gene Ontology annotation, molecular function: ATPase-coupled intramembrane lipid carrier activity; ATP binding; ATP hydrolysis activity. The record is from RefSeq and is a predicted model, not a curated record. Lineage: Eukaryota; Fungi; Ascomycota; Eurotiomycetes; Onygenales; Onygenaceae. The coding region runs from base 1 to 4077 and encodes 1358 amino acids.
AUGGCCAGCGGAAGGCCGCCUGGAAGCCAUCCGUCCGCCGGCGCCAACAACGAUCUCCUUCAGUUGGACGAUGGCCCGGUGUACAGCACUGGACAGCGUCCUCCAGUGAACGACGAUCACCUUCUUGAGCGCUUCGAUAUCGAUGAUUCUGACCUCCCGUCUCCCCGCGCUUCGGUUUCCUACGAUGAAUUUGUUGGUGGCAGGCACCCGCAUGCGACGACCGAUGCUCCAUCGAGUACCUCACACAAUGCUGCAUUACAGCCGCCUCCAGCAGGUAGCCGUGUCUAUGGCGGGGACCACACUGCUCGUACCUAUUCGCAGACGUCUGAUUUGCAUAACUACCAGCGGUACUCCGAUAUGGAUGAUUUUGAUGAAAGGUCGAUGCGAGGGUACUAUCCCGAAGCAGAUAUAGAUGGUGAUACUGCUCCAAUACGAGAUGCACGCGCCCGGGAUCGCAACAGCAUUCUCACCUUAGGAGGAGGGCUUGUGGGAAGAGCAAAAACUAUGCUUGGAAUGGGUCCGAAAUAUUCUGAGAUGGAUCUACCUUUGACCGAAGCUGGUGCAAGGACCCGAGGGAACACCGUGGGAACGGAGGACGAGGCGAGACCAAAAAGCAAAAAACACCGACCUGGAAGCCUUUUCUCUAGCUUUAUGCGAAGAAAACCUGACCCUUCAACCCUUGGACCCCGGAUAAUACAUCUCAAUAACGGACCCGCGAACCAGGCGAAUAAAUACGUGGACAACCACAUCUCGACCGCCAAAUACAACAUAUUUACAUUUAUCCCCAAAUUCCUCUUCGAACAAUUCUCCAAAUAUGCCAAUCUUUUUUUCUUGUUCACCGCAGCUCUACAACAAAUUCCAAACAUCUCGCCUACCAAUCGCUAUACCACAAUUGGCCCCCUCAUCAUUGUACUUCUUGUAUCCGCUAUCAAGGAGCUAGUGGAAGAUUUCAAGCGUAAAAAUUCCGACAAAUCUCUGAACUAUUCAAAAGCAAGAGUGUUACGAGGGGGUGUUUUCGAGCAAACCAGAUGGAUCGAUGUUUCAGUCGGUGAUAUUAUUAGAGUCGAAUCCGAAGAGCCGUUUCCCGCUGACCUUGUUCUUGUGGCAAGCUCAGAACCUGAAGGUCUUUGCUAUAUUGAAACGGCAAAUCUGGAUGGAGAAACCAAUUUGAAAAUUAAGCAAGCAAUUCCCGAAACUUCUGAUCUCGUCAGCUCGGACCAACUUAGUAGAGUCGCUGGCCGACUCAAAUCUGAACAGCCCAAUAGCAGCCUAUACACAUACGAAGCUACUUUAACUAUGCAUUCUAGUGGUGCAGAGAAGGAGCUUCCCCUUGCUCCAGAUCAAUUGCUUCUCCGUGGAGCUACCCUUCGCAAUACCCCUUGGAUCCAUGGUGUUGUAGUCUUUACAGGCCAUGAGACCAAGCUGAUGCGGAAUGCCACGGCGACCCCUAUCAAAAGGACUGCCGUAGAACGCAUGGUAAACUUACAAAUUCUGAUGCUUGUUGGCAUCUUAAUUUCUCUCAGUUUAAUCAGUUCUAUUGGUGACCUAAUCGUUCGAAUUACUGCAUCAAAAAACCUCUCUUACCUAGAUUAUGGAAAUGUGAAUGCUGCCGCCCAGUUUUUUUCAGAUAUCUUCACCUAUUGGGUUCUUUACUCCAACCUUGUCCCCAUUUCUCUAUUUGUUACGAUAGAGAUCGUCAAAUAUUCUCAUGCUUUUUUGAUAAACUCGGACCUCGAUAUUUACUACGAUAAAACAGAUACACCGGCCACUUGUCGCACAUCUUCCCUAGUGGAGGAGCUUGGCCAGAUAGAGUACAUAUUUUCUGACAAGACCGGCACAUUAACUUGCAACAUGAUGGAAUUCAAGCAGUGCUCUAUUGCUGGAAUACAAUAUGCGGAAGUUGUCCCUGAAGACCGACGUGCGAUAGAUGGAGAUGAUUCCGACACAGCCAUUUACGAUUUCAAAAAAUUAAGACAGAAUAUUCAGUCCCAUCCUAGCCAGGAGACGAUCAAGCAAUUUUUGACGCUCCUAGCUACCUGUCAUACGGUCAUACCUGAGCGCCGGGAUGAAAAACCAGGUGAAAUCAAGUACCAAGCAGCGUCUCCUGAUGAAGGCGCCCUAGUUGACGGCGCCGUCCUGCUAGGCUAUCAGUUCACAAACAGAAAACCAAGGUCCGUAAUAAUUUCAGCUGAUGGAGAAGAACAGGAGUUCGAAUUGCUAGCCGUCUGUGAGUUCAAUUCAACCAGAAAACGCAUGUCAACUAUCUUCAGGUGUCCCGAUGGGAGAAUUAGGCUAUAUUGCAAAGGUGCCGACACGGUUAUACUUGAACGUCUUCGCCCAGACAAUACUACUGUUGAUAUAACCCUUCAACAUUUGGAAGAAUAUGCUUCAGAGGGACUUCGCACACUGUGUCUUGCUAUGAGAGAAAUCCCAGAAGAAGAGUUCAAAGAAUGGUGGCAAGUAUUCGACAAGGCUGCCACGACUGUUAGUGGAAACCGAGCGGAAGAGUUGGACAAAGCGGCCGAACUCAUCGAAAAAGAUUUCUACCUUCUUGGUGCAACCGCAAUAGAAGAUCGUCUGCAAGAUGGUGUCCCAGACACAAUACACACACUACAGCAGGCAGGCAUCAAAAUCUGGGUGUUAACUGGCGAUCGCCAGGAAACUGCUAUUAAUAUCGGCAUGAGUUGCAAGCUUAUAUCAGAGGAUAUGACUUUACUAAUAAUCAAUGAAGAAACCGCAGAAGCAACUAGAGAGAGCUUAUCUAAAAAACUACAGGCAGUACAAAGUCAGAGCGGCUCGGAUAUCGAGACCCUUGCUCUUGUCAUUGACGGAAAAUCAUUGACAUUCGCUCUAGAGCGGGACAUGGAAAAAUUAUUCUUAGACCUUGCUGUUGCUUGUAAGGCCGUAAUAUGUUGCCGUGUAUCGCCAUUGCAAAAGGCAUUGGUUGUUAAGCUCGUCAAACGCCAUCUCAAAUCUCUUCUACUUGCGAUCGGAGAUGGUGCAAAUGAUGUAUCCAUGAUACAAGCCGCGCAUGUCGGCGUUGGAAUUAGUGGGGUCGAAGGUCUACAAGCUGCUCGAAGUGCAGACGUCGCAAUCGCCCAAUUCCGUUUCCUUCGAAAAUUACUUCUGGUGCAUGGUGCGUGGAGUUACCAGCGUAUUAGCAAAGUAAUUCUAUAUUCUUUCUAUAAGAAUAUUGCUUUGUAUAUGACACAGUUUUGGUAUUCUUUUCAGAAUUCCUUCUCUGGACAAGUCAUAUAUGAAUCAUGGACACUCUCCUUUUACAAUGUCUUUUUCACCGUUCUGCCUCCUUUUGCCAUGGGAAUUUUCGAUCAAUUUAUCUCCGCUAGGCUUCUUGAUCGUUAUCCACAACUCUAUCAGCUUGGCCAGAAGGGCGUUUUUUUCAAGAUGCAUAGUUUUUUCUCUUGGGUUGGAAAUGGUUUCUACCAUUCUCUGAUCGCCUACUUCCUUUCUCAAGCCGUCUUUCUUUAUGACCUGCCUACAAAAGAUGGGAUCGUUGUCGGGCAUUGGGUAUGGGGUACAGCCUUAUAUACCGCGGUUUUGGCCACUGUCCUUGGCAAAGCCGCCCUGGUCACCAAUAUCUGGACUAAAUAUACUUUUCUCGCCAUCCCGGGAUCUUUUUUCAUUUGGAUGGGAUUUAUCCCUGCGUACGCUUAUGCGGCCCCGAAUAUCGGAUCUGGCUUUUCUACCGAAUAUCUGGGGAUAAUUCCUCAGCUCCUCCCCUUACCAGUAUUCUGGCUUAUGGCGGUUGUCCUUCCAGCAAUCUGCUUACUCCGCGACUUUGCCUGGAAAUAUGCGAAGCGGAUGUAUUAUCCUCAAAGCUAUCAUCACGUGCAAGAAAUUCAGAAAUACAAUGUUCAAGACUAUCGGCCUCGUAUGGAGCAAUUCCAAAAAGCGAUUCGGAAAGUCAGACAGGUGCAGAGAAUGCGGAAGCAACGCGGAUACGCGUUCAGUCAAGCGGAUGAAGGUGGACAGAUGAGAGUGGUGAAUGCAUACGAUACCACGAGGGGCAGAGGGCGUUAUGGAGAAAUGACAAGCUCAAAGAAGCCGACAUUUUAG